Messenger RNA from Ascoidea rubescens DSM 1968, 570 nucleotides. RefSeq lists its product as uncharacterized. NCBI's taxonomy places the organism in Eukaryota, Fungi, Ascomycota, Saccharomycetes, Ascoideales, Ascoideaceae. The coding region runs from base 42 to 338 and encodes 98 amino acids. The record is from RefSeq and is a predicted model, not a curated record. The transcript has a single exon.
AAAACCAGGACAAAUUUCAAAAAAGCAAUUUUUUGAGGUUGAUGACGCAGAUUUCGGAAAAGAAAAUCGAGUUGAGCAACGACGGCAAGAAGUUGGUGGAAAGCGACACAGGAGUGGAUAUCUUGGACCGAGACAGUAGGUUUAAGCAGGAAUUGGGUGGGCAUUUGGCAGAUCCAUUGAAGAGCUUGAAGGAGGGAGACGUGCUUGAGUCGCCAUAUCAGGGCGCCAAUCUCGUGAAGCAACGAGCCUCGUCCAGCAAAGAAGAUGGGGGAAGAAUUCCUCCCUACAACUGGCAAGAAGCCUACGAGGACUAUCUUCACGACGACGACAUGCUCUGACUAUUAAGUAUCUCAUAUAGCUACUACAGCUAACGUUGAUAAGCGUACUUCCGAAACACGUGUGCUUAUAUAAGCACACACACAAUGCUGACUCAGCACACGUGAAACAGACGCGGGCCGGGCAACGAGCGGCGCCGAUCAGCAGCGUGUUUUACUGCGAGAGCAAGGAAAUGCAGCCUCGUUUUACACGCGCUCCCAGCGUUUGGCAGCUGAAUUCGAUUCUCCAGAUGAC